AUGCAUUGGUCCACUAUUCUUCUUGGUCUCUCCUUUUCACUCUCCGUUCAAGGCGAUGUGACUAAGGACCGCGAUGAGCGGCUGAAAACGGCUGUUGUUCUGGAUACUCCCACUACAGGUGCCAGCACCACACCGGAUGGUCGAGCCUUUCUCAAGCUUGCUCGAGUCGAUGGUACAACCGGCUCACAAAUUGUCGAGGUUGUCGGUGACGACCAGAGUUUGGUCUCGUAUCCAAAUGACGACUGGAACUCGUGGAAUGCUAGCACCGAUAGUGCUGCCGAUUCAGAGGAAAAGUACGUGUCAGCCAACGCGCAGCGUGUUGGACCUGAUGGAAAUCUCUGGGUGGUAGACAGCGGAGAUCUGCAUGGGUUUUCCAACUCCUCCAAGCUCAUCUCUUUCAACCUCACAACCAACGAGGUUCAACGAAUCUAUUACCUCGGCGAUGUCACCACUCGGAAUGGCUCUAUCAACGACGUGCGCUUCAACGGAAAAUACGCCUACUUGACAGAAUACACCAUCGGCUCCAUCAUCGUGCUAGAUCUAGAGACUGGCGAUGCGCGCAUGGUGCUCCGGGAGCACAAAUCGACCGUUGCUUCGAUGCCCCUGUCUGCGGAAGGACACUUGUUGCGUGCUCAAUCCACGGGCGAGUUUGAAUAUAUCCACGCCGACCAGGAGGAAGUGUCACCAGAUGGCAAGUACUUCUACUACCAGCCUGGCAAUGGUUAUAUGUCACGCAUCGAAACCAAGUAUCUCAAUGACGCUCUGAAGAAUGAUACUACGGCAGACCUGCUUCCCAACUAUGUGGAGCCGUUCUCGUUGACGCCAAGUACUGGAGGGAGUGCCAUCGACGCCGAGGGCAACAUCUACUACAGCGACGGUGACCGUCAGGAGAUCCGUAUCCUCGCACCAAAUGGAACAACCACCCUGUUGGUUCGAGAUGAGAGAUUGCUUUGGGUUGAUGCAAUCUGGCUUGACACAAAUCAGCGUUUGUGGCUCUGUGCCUCACAGCUCAACCGCAGCAACCGAUUUUUGCAACCCAACAACCAAAGCAACACGAUAGAGAAGCCUAUUUAUGUCUACAACAUUGAUGUUGGCCAUAGCCCACCACGCCUGGAUCACGCUUGA
Molecule: messenger RNA, 1125 nt
Organism: Penicillium olsonii
Lineage: Eukaryota; Fungi; Ascomycota; Eurotiomycetes; Eurotiales; Aspergillaceae
Source: the annotation of a GenBank genome assembly